AUGGGGUUGGUUAUGGAGAAACAGGUGCCGCCGGAGCCGGCAGUCCGGAGGAAUAUGGGCAAAUCGGAAAGUCAAAUGGACAUCAUGGAGAAAUCAGGUAAACCUGGGAAGCGUCGCUGGACUGUCGCAGAAAUCAGUCUGUCCAUUCUGCUGCUGUUGGUCAGCUGUGCCUUGGCUGGGCUGGUCGUCCUCUACACAUCAGCUGUGAAAGAGCAAUCUAACAGGCCCAGCGUGUCAAAGAGCUCAACACGAGAAGGCCAGCUGUUUCGCUCUGAUCACAACAAUGUGUGCACAACUGCGGACUGUGUUAGUGCAGCUGCUUGGCUCUUGCAGAAUAUGGAUAAGUCUGUGAAGCCUUGUGAUAAUUUCUACCAGUACGCCUGCGGGGGAUGGCUGGAGCGCCAUGUCAUCCCAGAGACCAGCUCCCAUCACAGUGUCAUUGACAUUCUGAGGGACAAGCUGGAGAUUGUCCUCAAAGGUGUUCUGGAGACGGAGAGCGAGCAGGACAGGGACGCUGUCAAAAAAGCCAAAGUCCUUUACAGCUCCUGCAUGAAUGAGAGCCUGAUAGAGCAGCGUGACUCCCAGCCCCUCCUCAGGCUCAUUGAGAGUAUUGGAGACUGGCCAGUGGCGUCUGAUGACUGGAACACCACCACAGGGGAAACGUGGAGCCUCGAGGACACACUGGCCACGCUUACUGCUCGCUACCACAAGAAGGUUCUGCUGGACAUGAAUGUGUGGACAGAUGACCAGGACUCUCGGCGUCACAUCAUUUGUUUCUACUUCAACCUUCAAAUAUCAGCUGAAAGAGUCAUGAAGCGCGACGUCCAGCGCAGGAAUCAAACCCACGGAUUCAUCGGCAAAAUUUAG
This is a messenger RNA of Solea senegalensis (Senegalese sole), 867 nucleotides long. RefSeq names its product membrane metallo-endopeptidase-like 1. Gene Ontology annotation, molecular function: metalloendopeptidase activity. Bases 1 to 867 code for a protein of 288 amino acids. Gene Ontology annotation, biological process: protein processing. The record is from RefSeq and is a predicted model, not a curated record. Lineage: Eukaryota; Metazoa; Chordata; Actinopteri; Pleuronectiformes; Soleidae. The transcript is spliced from 9 exons. Gene Ontology annotation, cellular component: plasma membrane.